AUUAGACAUACAUUAGUUUCUGGAAGAAGAACUCCAUGAAAGCCUGAAUUUAAUGGAUAAGAUGAUGUUUAACGUGAUUCAAUUGACGAUAAUAUUAUUAUUCCUGCUUUGGAGCUCCGGUAUAAGAUGUUACAAUGUUCCUUGCACAUUCAACUCAAUGUGCAUGUGUUGGGUCCAGGAUGACGAUGACGAUUUUACAAAGAUGGAUAUCAGCUGUAUGGGAGUUCCAUUCGCACGAUUUCCUGACGUAUCGGUGAGUUAUGUGGCACAACUAGAUAUCGCUGGAUCCGGUAUACAAGUAUUGGACAAUGAUGCACUUGCGAGUUCUGCAGGUGUCGAAGCUCUGGGACUAAUGAGCAAUCGAUUAUCCAGCAUAGGUGAUAAGUCUCUGCUAGGUGUUACGGACAGUCUACGUUCUUUGGAUUUAAGCUACAAUUCCCUUGAGGAUGUGCCUUUCAAGGUUUUCCGCGAUCUAAGAAAAUUAAAUUGGCUUAACAUGCACAGUAAUCAUUUAACGUCAUUGGAUGGCGAUUGGGGUCAUACUAAAGAAACUCUAACAAACGCAUUUUUUGGUGAUAAUUCGAUUACCGAAGUGCCCAGGAUCUUUACGAAUUUCGCCAAUCUGGUAUGGUUAAAUUUAGACAGCAAUAACAUUGAGGAACUCUUCAAAAAUAGUUUGCCACCAAACAUGCACACUUUGAGCAUUAAUAAUAACCUCUUGAAAGAAUUCCCACAAUCUUUAGGAGGUCUUAAAGAACUAACUUGGCUCUAUAUGAGAGGAAAUGAUCUUAAAUAUCUGGAACUACCAGAUUUUCGCAGUUCCAAUUUGGAGCUCAUAGAUGUUAGCGAGAAUUCCAUUGAAUGGAUGAAGACACCUAAUCUGAGCAAUCACACCGUAAAAGUCAGAGACUUCAAUUUAGCUGGAAAUAAAUUAGUCUCGUUACCACGCAGAAUGUUUGAUCGUCUUGAAACCAGAAGAAUUCAUCUAUCGUCAAAUAGUAUCAGAAACGUUGACAAAGAAGCAUUUCGCGGUUUAGAAAAUAGUCUCGAAUAUUUAAAUUUAGAAAAUAAUAACUUGCCAGCAGUACCAAGUGCUGUUAGCCAGAUGAAGAUGUUAUCAUAUCUUUAUUUAGCUAAUAAUGAGAUUAAAAAUAUUUCCGGCGAGGUCUUUCAAGAAUUUGCAGAACAUUUAAAGGCUCUCUCUCUUGCAACGAACAGUCUAGAUGCAGUACCUGUAGCUGCCUUGUCCAGAUGCCAGAGGCUAUUGCACUUGAAUCUCGGUUACAACAAGAUCUCCCACGUCGAGCCGGGUGAUUUCGAGUGGGCCGAGGACCUUGAGAUCUUAUUACUCAGGAACAAUAUCCUGACGAAACUCAAAGCUGAGACUUUCAAAGGAGCCGGUAAACUAAAAGAGCUCAGCCUGUCCUUCAAUCACUUGACGGAACUCGAUGAUGACUGUUUUGUUGGUCUUGAGGAGAGUCUGGACAUUCUCGAGUUGAGUUUCGCCUUCGCUACAGAUAUUUUUCCUCAGCGCGCACUUAGGCCACUCUCAAAUCUCCGGUGGCUAGUUUUAGACAACAAUAACUUCCAGACAAUCGAGGCAACAGCUUUUUACUCCUUCCAACAACUGCGUUACAUUAACAUGGAAUCAAACAGAUUGCAUUACUUGCCCGAAAGAAUAUUUCUCUCAAGCGUGCAUCCAGAAUUAAGAGACGUCAAACUGGGAUACAAUUUCCUGGAGGCAAUACCGGAGUCAAGUUUCCAUAAUUUGACUGAGCUGCUGUCUCUUGACUUGACUGGCAAUCGAAUAAAAAUCUUGGCAUCUGGCUCCAUCGUAGAUUGCCCGAAGCUAGUGACCAUAUCGUUAGCUUACAAUCGAAUACAAAAAAUGGAGAGAAACGCAUUGUAUGGUUUGUCGAGUUUGCGUUUUCUCCAUUUGGAAUUCAAUAAGCUGACCAUGCUGGAUUUGGGUGCUAUUUCAGAGAUCGGUGGUCCCGAUUUUGCCCUAAAUGUUUCCUAUAAUGCGAUCACGUUCGUUGAUUCGGGAUCUACAAUGAAUAAUCUCACCAGAUUGGAUCUUGGAUACAAUAAUAUUAGUCAUUUAUCAGCGGAUACAUUUUACGGAACGCCCGAUUUGAAAAACUUAUAUCUGCAAAACAAUUAUCUUGCCACAAUCGAUCCUGGAACAUUUUCAUUUCCCCACUUAGAAACUCUGGACUUAAGUAACAACAGGAUAGAUACAUUGCGCAAACAAUCUUUUCACGGUUUGGAGUCCCUUCAAUGGCUGAAUCUUGGCGGAAACGAAAUAACACAGUUAUCGACAGAGCAGUUCAGAAAUCUAAAAAAGCUGAGGAUUUUGAUUCUUUCAAACAAUAAGAUUCGUUCGUUACCGAAAGAUGUUUUUGAGGGUACUAGAUUAGAAAUUCUUGAUCUCAGUCACAACAAAUUUACCGUCGUGCCCUCAUCGUCAUUCUUAGAAGUCGGUUAUACUCUGAGGGACCUCAAUAUGGCGGAGAAUUUCCUGGAUCACCUUGACUCGACUGCAUUCCCAACUUCUCAGCUGGUAUCUCUGAAUCUGGCGCAAAAUCGUUUGACUAUUCUUCCAGACAAUUCAUUCGUUUCCCUGGGAAAAUUACUGAGUCUGAACAUAUCUCAAAAUUUUCUCCAAGCAAACUUUAAAGAGCUGUUUCAUUAUUUACCAGAUUUGAGACAUCUCUAUCUGGCUAAUUGCGGUCUUAGAAGCAUACCAUUACUGCCACUGACAAACUUAAAUAAUUUGGAUUUGUCUUUUAACAACAUUGACGAGACUACUGACAAGCAAUUUCAAUAUCUAGAAGGUUUGAAGAUUCUUUUACUGGUUAAUAACUCAUUAACAUUAAUGCCCGGUGUCAGAUUGAGCCUCUUGAGAGAACUUGAUGUUUCUGGCAAUCCUAUCGAGGAAUUGACGAAAGAGAGCUUCUUGGGCUACCCGAGAUUAGAAAAAUUAAAUUUAAAAAAUUUAAAUCGGACCAGAUCAGUGGACAAAGAUUGUCUGCAACCUCUGAAAUAUUUAAAACAUUUGCGAAUUCAAACGUGGCCGCAGGCCGACGGAUUUCAUUUGCGUCAUUUGCUAUCUGGUUUACCACUUCGAACAGUGGAGAUUCAAGUAACGGAACAUCUUCUGAAGCAUCAAAUACAAAACGUUUUUACAAAACAAUUGAGAGAACUAACUAUCACCGGAAAUGAUCUUGAAUUGAUCUCCUCCGAAGCGUUCUCUACUAUCGAAGGCGGAGAUUUGAUAUUGAGAAUCAAAGACACGCACGUUCAACGACUACAGUCGGAUAUUUUUCUAUCGUUGACGAAAAGAUUGUCGCAGCUUACUUUGGACUUAAGGAACAAUCAUAUCAACGAAUUAAGUCCAUCGAUCAUUUACGGGAAUCUUUCCUGGGAGACUGUAGGAACUAACAUGGUAGCUGGUGGAUUGCAGGUAUCAGGUAAUCCACUCGAAUGCGAUUGCGAAAUUGCAUGGCUCAGUCUGUGGCUUCGCAGGUGGCUCAGAGAGUCUCGACAAAUUCAUACGGCAUCGCAAUCCGACGCGAGACAACUCAGGACCAUAGCCGGCCGAGCUGUCUGCACGGAAACAACUCCGUCUUAUUCCUCCGACAAGGUCUUAUUGACUCUGGGUACGCCACACACCGCUUGUCAAGCAUCCGCUCUCAGUUCGGGAAAUUACGAACGACUGGCGACAGCCUGGUUGGCCUUCGUCAAAUUCUUCAUCCUCGUUUUCAUCGCCAAUUAACUACGAGUUUAUAUUGCAACAUUUUUCCUUGGGCCUAGUCUUCAAAGUUCACAUUGUGAUCUUUUUUAAUGUAAGAUUUACUAAUAAAAGUAGUUAA
This is a messenger RNA of Cyphomyrmex costatus, 3875 nucleotides long. Its product is annotated as chaoptin. The record is from RefSeq and is a predicted model, not a curated record. The coding region runs from base 53 to 3778 and encodes 1241 amino acids. Lineage: Eukaryota; Metazoa; Arthropoda; Insecta; Hymenoptera; Formicidae. Gene Ontology annotation, cellular component: extracellular matrix. Gene Ontology annotation, molecular function: protein binding. The transcript has 10 exons.